Molecule: messenger RNA, 1743 nt
Organism: Ostreobium quekettii
Lineage: Eukaryota; Viridiplantae; Chlorophyta; Ulvophyceae; Bryopsidales; Ostreobiaceae
Source: the annotation of a GenBank genome assembly
AUGGCCGCCGGCAGCGGCGAGCCGUGCCUCGUGCUGCGGCCGACGCCGGAGGAGUUCCGCGUGCCUUUUCUCGAUUUCGUUCGGCGCGUGAUGGCCGAUCAUCCCGACAUCCCGAUGUUCAAAGUGAUCCCGCCGGCGGGCUGGGCGCCCAGGAGGCGGCCGGGCUUCCCCGACCUGGCCAACAUCGAGAUCUCGUGUCCGAUUCGACAGCACGCUUUCGGCAAGGCGGGCGCGUACAGGUGCCUGCUGGUGGAGCAGAAGGGAAUGAGCGCCGCGGAUUUCGAGAGGGUGGCAAUCGGAGAGGCGUCGCACGUACCGCCCAAAGUUGGGCGCAGGGACGACGACAUGUGCGAGCGCGCCUUCUGGAGCUCCGUGACCCUCCGGCCGCCGCUGUACGGUGCGGACACGCCGCAGUCGUUCUUCGACAAGGACCUGCCCUUCGGCUGGAACCUGCGGGAUCUGGGCUGCCUGCUCAAGCAGUACCCGGUGCCCUACAUCCCGGGCGUCACCUUCCCGAUGACGUACUUCGGCAUGUGGAAGUCCUACUUCGCCUGGCAUUUGGAGGACAUGGACCUGAUGAGCGUGAACUACCUUCAUUGGGGGUCGCCUAAGGUGUGGUACUGUGUGUCGCCGGGCAACAAGGAGAAGUUCCAACAGAUGGCCCAGAGCUUGUUUCCGGACAUGCACCGUGAGUGCAAGGCCUUCCUGCGCCAUAAGGACAUCCUCUUGAGCCCUUCGUUCUUAAAGUCUUACAACAUAAAAUACCAUCAGGCGAAGCAAGCGCCUGGGGAGUUCAUCGUGCUGAAUGCUGGGGCGUACCACUCUGGAUUCAACCUGGGCUUCAACUGCGCAGAAGCGGUGAAUUUUGCCACAGAGGACUGGCUGCCUCUUGGUGAGAACGCCACACGGUGCACCUGCAGUGCGCUGAAGGACGCUGUGCGGAUCAGUAUGGACAUGUUCAAGAAGCCACCCAGGAAGAUCACAACUCGUAACCAGGCUGUGCAGAUGGCAGCUGAUGCAGAGUGCCCUGUCGCUGGUCUCCACAAUUGUGAUGAGGUGGUUGUGCCAGAGAGGCGGAAUGCUAAGAAAAGGAGUGCACCUGUUGAGUCGAGCUCCAUGCCUGAGCGCAGGAGAGGGAAGAAGUUGGUUGCAGCAGUGGCAUCUAAGGUAGUGAAGGGGAAGUUCAUGGACAGCACGGGGAGUGGCAAGAGGGCAAAUAUAAAGGCGGCAGGAAGGCGGCAAUGCGCCGUCAAGCGCAAGGGUCAGCAGGCCAACGCUGGUGGCAGAAAGCGGGUCCGAGGUGUGGCCAGGGAAGCAAGCGAUGGCAGGCAGGCAGAUUGCGAUAACGCUAGCACAGAUGCAGGCACCAGUGCCAGGAGCAGCGGGGGGUGCCCAGGAUCAGCUCGGCGUGACAGAACCACUGGUCCGUCGCGCAGUGGCAGGAAGGACGACCAUAUGAGGCCCGUGGCUGUCGUUGGGGAGGAUGAGAACACUAAUGAGAAGUAUUUUUAUUUGGUGCAAAGGCUUGGGCGCGAAAGCGGCGGCAAGAAGAUGGUGGCAGUGCAGUGGUUGCAAGAGGGCAAGGAUGGCCUGUUCCGCCCUCAAACCCAUUCGAGGUGGGAUGAGAGGGCAGACGCACUGGUGGCCGUGCGCACUCAGUGGGUUACAGGCCGCCCGCGAUGCCCAGGGGGGUACAAGCUACUGACGCUGCGAAAGCGCAUCUUGGACACAGAGAUUGUGUGA